UUAUAGGUCCGCCGUCAAGCAUUAAUUCAUGAUGCCGCUUCUCCCAUAACGUCAUUCUCAUACGACCCUCACUUUCGGAAUCCGAGAAGCUUCUCCUUUUCGUCACUGGCCGAGCUUUCAAAAAUGGUCUUCUUCUCAACAAAACGUCGCCAUGGAAAUCGAUGGCGUCACAGUCUCCAUCAACGAAACAAUCCCCAGUCUCCAUCAACGAAAUAAUCCCCCUUCUCCGAUUUAACAAAUAAAAACUUAUCAAAGAGUGAUGUGUGAAAACUGUGUGGCCGCGCUUUAUUUUUUGCAUUAACCAAUUAUUAAUUUAUUUAAUUUUUGUUGCAGAUUAUACCGGUUGUGGAGAAGGGUACAAGUGUAUUAUUAUAUAAAAUAUAUGGUGUAUGUGUGGAAGUUAGGUCAAUUUGUUAGAUGGUGAAUUAUAAUUUUAUUUUGCAUCAUACAAUGCAAAUUCCCUUUUAUUUAUCAACCCACAAGCGCCAUAUCAGAAUUUGAUCCAACGCCACACCUUUAUCGAUUGAACUUGGCGCUCGGGAACUUUCUCGUCGCGACAUUCUCUUAACUGGCUCAAGUUUGAUCUCCUGUAAAUCGUCACUGUUUCAGUAGCCAUGGCAAAGCAUCACCCUGAUCUGAUCAUGUGCCGGAAACAACCCGGCAUUGCCAUCGGACGACUGUGUGAGAAAUGCGACGGGAAAUGCGUGGUUUGUGAUUCUUACGUGCGUCCCUGCACUCUGGUGCGUAUUUGCGACGAAUGCAACUACGGAUCGUUCCAAGGCCGGUGUACUAUAUGCGGAGGGGUUGGGAUCUCGGAUGCUUACUAUUGCAAAGAGUGUACGCAGCAGGAGAAAGACAGAGAUGGUUGUCCCAAGAUUGUCAACCUUGGGAGUGCCAAGACGGAUCUCUUCUAUGAACGUAAGAAGUAUGGAUUCAAGAAACGAUGAAGAUGUAUUGGUUUUCCCGAUUACUGCAUCUCUUAUGCUAUGUUUGUUGCAUAAUAGUAAAACUAAUAUGUAUUGGGUAUUAAAAACCCAUGCAUUAUGCUUUCUUUUUCUUGAUAAUCUAGACUUGAGCUGUCUUUAUUGGACUUAUCUUAGUGUCUAAAUAGCCUCUUGCAUUGUGCCU
Molecule: messenger RNA, 1128 nt
Organism: Brassica napus (rape)
Lineage: Eukaryota; Viridiplantae; Streptophyta; Magnoliopsida; Brassicales; Brassicaceae
Product: PHD finger-like domain-containing protein 5A
Exons: 2
Coding region: 615-947 (110 amino acids)
Biological process (GO): mRNA splicing, via spliceosome
Cellular component (GO): precatalytic spliceosome; U12-type spliceosomal complex; U2 snRNP
Source: RefSeq, a predicted model, not a curated record